GCGCACGUGUCGCAGUUUUAUUGCCUGCUGGACACGCCAACCAUCAAUGUUGGCCCAGACAAAAGCGUUAGGGCCACGUUGGCGUCAGGUCAGUUAGCGCAAUGAUUUCCACUUGGCGUUCUGUGUUUGGCUGCGUCUUGGGGCUGGCGAUGCUUAUAUGGCUGGCCCGCUGCCAGGAGGACCUGGAGCUGGACUACUCGAAUGAGUAUGACGAUGUGCGACCGCAGCUAAGCUAUCCGGAUGAGCCCAGACUGGACACACGCCUGGCCGCAGCGGCUGAGCAGCUGGGCCAGAGCAUACGGAAUGCCUGGCAGUCCAUGGCCGACUCGUUCCGCAGCUAUUUUGAGGAGCUGCGGCAUGUUUUUGCCGAUGGCGCCGAAGACAAUGCAGAAACCCUCCCACUGAGCAACUGAUCAGAGCUGCAUUCACAGUGAAUUGCAAAGUUAUAUAAAAAAACAAAACAAAAGAAAACUAUGGGACUUCUAUUAAACUUGAGACCUUAAACAACUGAUUAGUCAGUGGGGUAGAAAUAUACAUCUCACGAAAGAAACAUGCGAAUAACAAACAUUAUUAAAUAGUUCUGUGCAUACUUCA
Messenger RNA from Drosophila virilis, 594 nucleotides. RefSeq lists its product as uncharacterized. The record is from RefSeq and is a predicted model, not a curated record. Lineage: Eukaryota; Metazoa; Arthropoda; Insecta; Diptera; Drosophilidae.